Pristis pectinata (smalltooth sawfish) is the source of this 988-nucleotide messenger RNA. It is a transcript of the gene eif3f, whose product is annotated as eukaryotic translation initiation factor 3, subunit F. The record is from RefSeq and is a predicted model, not a curated record. Gene Ontology annotation, cellular component: eukaryotic translation initiation factor 3 complex, eIF3m. Gene Ontology annotation, biological process: translational initiation. The transcript has 8 exons. NCBI's taxonomy places the organism in Eukaryota, Metazoa, Chordata, Chondrichthyes, Rhinopristiformes, Pristidae. The coding region runs from base 52 to 870 and encodes 272 amino acids. Gene Ontology annotation, molecular function: metallopeptidase activity; translation initiation factor activity; translation initiation factor binding.
CCCCUUCCCCGCUGACGUCACGUCCGCUCCCGGCCCGCAGGUGACGGCAGCAUGGCGGCAGGCCCGACUGUCCGCAUCCACCCCGUGGUCCUGUGCUCGAUCGCCGACAGCAGCGAGCGGCGCAGCGAGGAGGCGCGGAGGGGCAUCGGCACCCUGCUGGGCACGGUGGACAAGCAGACCGUGGAGAUCACCAACUGCUUCUCCGUCCCACACAACGAGUCGGAGGAUGAGGUGGCAGUCGACAUGGAAUUUGCAAAGAACAUGUACGAACUGCAUCGGAAAGUGGCUCCCAAUGAGGUGAUCGUUGGCUGGUUUGCCACAGGACAUGACAUCACGGAGCACUCGGUCCUGAUCCACGAGUACUACAGCCGGGAGGCCCAGAACCCGGUGCACCUUACGGUCGACACAACCCUGCUGAAUGGGAGGAUGAGUAUCAAAGCCUACGUCAGCGCCCCCUUGGGGGUCCCAGGGAAGACCAUGGGGGUGAUGUUCACACCCCUGACCGUCAAUUACGUCUACUAUGACACCGAGAGGAUUGGAGUGGACCUGAUCCAGAAGACGAGGAGCAGCCCCAGCCGCACCGUCAGCCUGGCCACCGAGCUGGAGCAGGUGGGCACCUCCGCUGCCCGCAUCCAGGACAUGCUCACCACCGUGCUGCAGUACGCCGAGGAGGUGCUGUCGGGAAAGGUCAGCCCUGAUAACUCGGUGGGACGGUUCCUCAUUGACCUGGUGAACAAGGUGCCCAAGAUCUCAGCCCAGGACUUCGAGACGAUGCUCAACAGCAACAUCAAUGAUCUCCUGAUGGUGACAUAUCUGUCAAACCUGACCCAGGCACAGAUCUCGCUGAAUGAGAAGCUGGUGGCUCUGUGAAGUGUUGGGCGGGACCUUCUCCCCGAAUGGACCAGGCCGCCCUGCCUACCUCGUGUGCUGUGAGAAUGCCAACCCCCUCCCCUCCAGCCCCAAGCUAUUAAAUUGUUCUUUGCUGGAA